GAUUUUUAGGUUAAUGUUAAUGUUGAAAUGAUAACAAUUUACUUCUUCAAGUUUAUAACACAUAUCUGAACAUGACCAUUUUUAAUUAUGAAAUCCUGAAUAUUUAAACUGUACCUUGAAUUAUUCGUUUGACCAUAGUUAAAUAUGGCACAGCAAAUUGAUUGGGAUAAAAAGUAUCAGGAGGACUUGGAAAGGGCUCAAGCGUUAAGUUUGGAGUCUUUAGCUUUAGAGCAAUUCAGACAGAAUAAGAUAUCACAAGAAAGAAACAAAAUUAUUUCUAGACCUCCAAAAAAUGUCCCAGUGAACAGAGCUGCUUCUGUAUCUGAAACUGAUUGUGAUAGGCGCCAAUCUAAAUCCAGACCAAGACCAGGAACCUCUGUAUCAAAUCAGAAUAAUUCUCUGCUGGCACCACCACCAUCGUCACAGAGAAAAAGCAGUGGUUCUUCUAGUAGUGAUAUGCCAGAUCUGAUUUCAUUUUCUAGUCCCCCCUCAAAAUCUUCGAACCUUUUGGAUAUAUGUAGCUUGCAACAAUACAACCAUAAUCUAUCUACUCCAGUCAGUAUAUCCCAAACAACAUAUUGCCCUGUGAUAAAUUCAAAUACAAAUGUCAACACAAUUUCACCGCUGAACUUUUCACAACAUUCACCUUUCUAUCAACCUUACCAAGGUCAAUUAGUACAACACCAAAAAAGUACAUCUCACUACACAAACACUAUUGGACAAUCGCCUUAUGGUUCUGGAACAAACAACAUCUUCCUACAAAGUGAUAAAGCUGUGUCAAAUAGCAACAUGCUACAUAAUGUCCUGAACGUCUCUCCAUUCUCUCAGCAGAACAGGUUUCAACAAAAUAUCUUGCCAACAAACCUGGGCAUAUCCCCCGGAUCUCCGUUUCAGGCUCCUUCACCCACUUCGCAGAUAUCUUUGCAUAAAAAUCUUGCGACAGACGUGACUGAAGCAGUAAAUUUGAUUCCGCCUACCCUACCGCCCAAAAACCAGCGUAGGACGCCGCCGCCAAUCGCCUUACCAUCUUCAUUGUCUUCCAAUGUCAAGGCGCAGAGGCGGAAAAACAUAGAGAAUCUCAUAGAUCUGGCCUCGCUGAAUUUGGACAACAACAGCGUCAGAGUUAGCAUAUUACAAGAGUUCGACCCUAUUCUGAGCUCAAAUGAUUACAGCAACACGUUCAGAACGAUCAGUCCAGAAUGCCCAGAUGACUCGACGUCGGUUUGUGGCAGCGUCUAUGAUGAAUAUGAUCCAUACGAUUUCAUUUAUACAGGAUCCGGUAAUAACAGUCUCUGCGAUCCUAUGUACGCCGCGGUCAAUAAAGCCGAAAGUUUGUAUUCUUCUCCGGUCAGGACCAGUCAGGCUCACAUUCAAACAGUAGAUAAGGGUAGAACCGCCAAAAUUGCAGAGGUGAAAAGUAGUUUGGUAGAGAACAUAGCUCAAGUUGAUCCUAUAGCUAAAGACGCCGACUCUGAUCUUUUAGCCUUUUUCAAGAUGGUACAAAACGUCAGAAAUAAGUACAGGUACAAUGAUCCAGACACAAAUAUGGGCUUUGUUAUAAGUCCCAUGGUGAACUAUCAGUAUAGAGAAGGAACCAGUAUUAAAUUGUGCAUACACCCUGAUUUCGAUGGUGCUGAUUUUGAUAAACCUUUUAUAUUUACCUGUGAUGUUACCUCAAGUAUAGAGCACAUAACCUUACAAGCCACUUGUGAUCUAGAGGCCCCUUCUGAAAUGAAUUACACGUUGAAAGUUUGGGGUUACAAUGAAUAUUUUGCCCCAACCACACUUCUUUCAGACUACGAAUACGUCCAUAACUGUAUCAAAUUGGAAGAAGACGUGCUUCUGGUCUUGUUGCCAGACAGUAAGGUGGAUAAGUCCUUCGCUAGAACGCCAAUAGACGACCAAAGAGAUAAGCACAUCGCUUUCGAGGACGUAGUCCCAACGGACCCAACUCUACACAUAACCUACGAUAACAUGAGGAUCGUGUUAGAAUUUCUCGAAAGUGAAAUAAAGAAGUUGGAGGAGCAGGCCGAGCUGAUUGUAUCUUUGAACUCCCCGAAAUUGUCGGAUCUUCAACCUAACAAGGUUAUACAAUCGGUUAAAUACGUGAUUAAUUUGAUGAGUAGUCUGUGUACUAUUGAUAUCAUGGAGGCCGUGGAUUGUUUGACGCAAACUUGCAAUUCGUUUAGUAUCAGACCGAAUAGCAACAUUUUCAGUGAAAUCGUCGAGUGUUGCAAUAAGGUUAAAGUGGCGGUGCUGAGUUUGAUAGAGAUGUAUUGUUCGGCGUUUAGAGUUGACUUUAAAUUGAAAAAUAGCCUUUUACCGAAAGAACCAAUUGCCAACGUGAACGAGAUAUCGUUUCCUUUAACCAUGAGGUUAUGCGCUAUCUAUCGACCGAAUGCCGAAUGGAAGCACGAUUUUUACCUUGCCGCCGCUCAAAUCUACCACGGCACGAAGCCUAUUAAAAGAUGUAUCCUAUCUUUACCGUGCGUGAAGACCGAGGAUCAUUCCUGGCCAGCUAGGAUAGUCCUGGAUCAAUGGAUAACAUUCGACGAGGUCCCUAUCAGUUCUUUGUCGAGGGAGUCGAGACUGGUGGUCGUGAUUUACGGAAGAACUGAAGAGCAGUCUGAAAAUAACGACCCUAGCCAACCGAGAUUCAAACAGGAGGAAAUCGGUUGGGCUUCAGUUCAGCUCUUCGAUUACGAUGGUUUUAUGGUGCAAGGCAGUAUGCUGUUAUCCAUAUGGCCCAAAGAGUCGAACUUCAUUUACGGCCCCGCCCCGCCGGCGGGAUCCAACUGCGAUCCGGACCAUUCCAUAAUCGGCAUCGACGUCAACAGUCCCGUCGCGAUCAGAUAUCCCACCCUGGACGAUUCAGAGUAUUCGGUCGUGAAGGGCGACUUUAGCAGCCUGGACCAACAGACGCAGGAGCAGCUGUUGGACAUCAACGAGAUGGACAUGCUGGAAAAGGUCCCGCCCGAUAUAAGGGAGGUGUUGUGGGAGAAGAGGCACUACCUCUACCACCUGCCGCACUGUCUUCCGAAAGUCCUGUUGGCCGCCCAUUCCUGGGAGUACUCGUGUCUGCCAGAUCUACACGGCAUUCUGCACGCCUGGACGCCGCUCAGUCCGAUCCAGUCUCUCCAGUUGUUGUUGCCCACAUUUCCCGAUAUCGAGGUGCGAAAGUGCGCUGUCAAGUGGAUAAGUACCAUGGGCACUGACGGUUUGGUCGACUAUCUGCCCCAGCUGGUGGUAGCACUGAAAUUCGAAACGUACGAGAAUUCCACGUUGGCCGAGUUUCUCUUAGAUCGCAGUUUGAGGUCUCCAAGAUUCGCCCAUUACCUAUUUUGGUUGCUGAGCCACAAACUGCCCGGCUCUGUGCCUCAGAAUAACACUCUGGACAUGAACGAAAAGGAUCAAAUCAAUAUAAAGGAAUCGAGGUACCACAGACGGAUGAAGCUAGUACUCAGGGCACUGUUGGCGAUAUGCGGCGAGGCAUUGAGGAAUUGUUUCUUAUCUCAGCAAAUUCUAGUCAAAAAUCUGAACGACAUCGCGGAGAACGUGCAGAAAUCCAAAGACUCGCACAGGCAGGCCAACCUGCAGCAGGCCCUGCAAUCAGUCGACGCCAACCUGAGAGACGCCGAGACCAGCCUGCCGCUCUCGCUGACGCUGCGCGUGGCCGGCGUGCACAUACAUUCCUGCUCGUAUUUCUCGUCAAACGCGCUACCCCUCAAGAUAAACUUCCUGGCCCCGGACAGAUCCAUCGUGCCCGCCAUCUAUAAGGUCAGCGACGACCUGCAGCAGGACAUGCUCACGUUGCAGAUGGUCAGGAUCAUGGACAAGAUGUGGCUGAACCACGGCCUUGACCUGAAGAUGGUCUCGUUCAUCUGCAUACCCACCGGGAAGAAGAAAGGAAUGAUCGAGUUGGUUAAAAACGCCGAGACCUUGAGGAAAAUUCAGGUGGAACAUGGUUUGACGGGUUCGUUCAAAGAUAAGCCAAUUGCUGAAUGGUUGGCCAAGUAUAACCCUUCGGAGUUGGAGUACGGGAGAGCUGUCGAGAAUUUUACUGCCUCGUGCGCCGGUUAUUGCGUUGUUACCUACAUAUUGGGCAUUUGCGAUAGGCACAACGAUAACAUAAUGUUAAAAACCUCUGGGCACCUUUUCCACAUCGAUUUUGGAAAAUUCCUGGGCGACGCUCAGAUGUUCGGCAAUUUUAAAAGGGACCGCGCCCCGUUCGUCUUAACCUCGGACAUGGCUUACGUGAUAAACGGAGGGGAUAGACCGUCGGAAAAAUUCCACCAGUUCGUCGACCUCUGCUGUCAGGCCUUCAACAUAGUGAGGGCGAACGGCAACCUGAUCUUGUACAUAUUCACGUUGAUGAUGUCGUCGGGCAUGUGCGGCGUGACCACGGAAUCGGUAAAUUACCUGCACAAAGCCCUGCUGCCCAGGAUGUCCAAUCCCGAGGCCGCCGCCUACUUCGCUCGGCUCAUAGAGAGCUCCCUGAAGUCCUGGUUCACGCAGUUCAACUUUUUCCUCCACAAUUUGGCUCAGUUGAAAUUCACUGCCGAACAGAACGACGGCACACUGCUGUCGUUCGUCCCCAAGACAUACACCAUGGAAUCUGAUGGCCGGUUGAAACACGUCGAAGUGGUGAGUUAUAGGAAGCGUUACGACCCCGAUAAGUACUACGUUUACAUUUUGAGAGUGUACAGAGAAGAUGAUGGACAACACAUGGAAAUACAGAGGACGUACAAGGAAUUUUGUGAAUUACAUCAGAAGCUGUGUAUCUAUUACCCCCUUGCCAAACUUCACAGGUGA
Coccinella septempunctata (seven-spotted ladybird) is the source of this 4812-nucleotide messenger RNA. RefSeq names its product phosphatidylinositol 4-phosphate 3-kinase C2 domain-containing subunit alpha (gene Pi3K68D). Gene Ontology annotation, molecular function: phosphatidylinositol binding; 1-phosphatidylinositol-3-kinase activity; 1-phosphatidylinositol-4-phosphate 3-kinase activity. Gene Ontology annotation, cellular component: cytoplasm; phosphatidylinositol 3-kinase complex; plasma membrane. The coding region runs from base 145 to 4812 and encodes 1555 amino acids. Lineage: Eukaryota; Metazoa; Arthropoda; Insecta; Coleoptera; Coccinellidae. The record is from RefSeq and is a predicted model, not a curated record. The transcript is spliced from 22 exons. Gene Ontology annotation, biological process: phosphatidylinositol 3-kinase/protein kinase B signal transduction; phosphatidylinositol-3-phosphate biosynthetic process; cell migration.